This is a messenger RNA of Cololabis saira (Pacific saury), 3658 nucleotides long. RefSeq names its product protogenin B-like. Gene Ontology annotation, cellular component: plasma membrane; axon. Bases 1 to 3546 code for a protein of 1181 amino acids. NCBI's taxonomy places the organism in Eukaryota, Metazoa, Chordata, Actinopteri, Beloniformes, Belonidae. Gene Ontology annotation, biological process: cell-cell adhesion; axon guidance. Gene Ontology annotation, molecular function: protein binding. The transcript is spliced from 19 exons. The record is from RefSeq and is a predicted model, not a curated record.
AUGGCCAAUUUUAAAAGGAUUUUUUGCCAUCGGUGGCUUCUUUUUGUUUUGUUUCUUCCUUUAUCAAAUGUUUCAUGUUUCAGUGAGCUGUCCUUCAUCACAGAGCCCAGCGAUGUUACUGUGCUACCAAAGGACCCUGUUGUGUUGGACUGCCAGGCCCACGGGCAGCCCCCGGUCACCAUCAAGUGGCUAAAGAACGGAGUUAAACUGGGAGAAACUGAUCACGUGAAGUUUCUAUCCAACGGCUCCUUGUACAUACCAAAGACAAAGCGUACCAAUGAAGAUUCAGAUGAAGGAUUCUACCAGUGCCUCUCCCAAAACAGAUACGGAGCUAUCUUGAGCCAAAGAUCACGUUUGACUAUCGCCAGGAUCUCAGAGUUUGUUUUGCAUCCUGUCCCCACGGCGGCGGUGGAGGGUUCUGUUGCACGUUUCUCCUGCGCGGUCGCCGGCAGCCCUCCCGCCACCAUCACCUGGGAGCUCAACCAAAGCUCAUUACCCCUACAAACAGACAGAUUAACUGUUUUGCCCAACGGAGUCCUUCAGAUUCAUAAUGUUCAACUGGAAGAUGCUGGGUGUUAUCGAUGCGUGGCAACCAACAUCGGCAGCCGCCUGAGGAGCAGAGAGGCCCUGCUGACCGUCAGCAAAGCUGUUGGCCCUAAACCACGCCAGAGGCCCCGAAUCAUAGCUGGACCUCAGAACGUGACGGUUUCCCUGCACCAGACUGUGGUGCUGGAGUGUGUGGCCUCAGGUAACCCCUCACCAAUCAUCUCCUGGAGCCGUGCAGACAGCAAACCCAUCGAUGUUUACAAGGCCAAAGUGCUGGGCAAUGGGAACCUGGUUAUUACUGAUGUCAGUCCCAAGCACAGUGGAGUCUACAUCUGCAGGGCCACCACACCAGGAACCCGCAACCACACCACUGCUGCAGCCAACAUCACCGUUCUAGUGUCACCAAGGAUUGUGGAGAAGCCCGAGAGCCAGACCCGUCCCAGAGCAGGCACGGCCCGAUUCAUGUGCCAGGCCGAGGGCGUGCCGCCACCGCACAUCAGCUGGCUGAAGAACGGGAAACAGGUGCACUUAAAUGGGAGGAUUAAGAUGUACAGCAGUAAACUGGUGAUCACCCAGAUCAUCCCCGAGGAUGACGCCAUCUAUCAGUGCGUGGCGGAGAACCGGCAGGGUUCUGUGCUGUCCUUGGCCCGCCUCAUCGUGGUCAUGUCCGAGGACAGGCCCAGCGCCCCCAGGAAUGUCCACGCUGAGACCAUCUCCAGCUCUGCCAUCCUACUGGCCUGGGAGAGACCGCUCUACAACGCUGACAGAGUCAUCGCCUACUCAAUACACUAUAUGAAAGCUGAAGGUCUCAACAAUGAGGAGUACCAGGUUGUUAUUGGCAACGACACAACCAGUUAUAUCAUUGAUGACCUGGAAUCAGCCCGAAACUACAGCUUUUAUGUUGUGGCUUAUAUGCCGAUGGGGGCCAGUCGAAUGUCCGACCAAGUCAGUCAACACACCCUGGAGGACGUUCCUCUGCGCACCCCAGAGCUAACUCUGGCCAGCCAAAGUUCGACAGACAUCCAGGUGAGCUGGCAGCCGCUGCCGGCCAAGAUCAGCCGCGGAGAGCUGUCGGCCUACAGACUCUCCUAUCGCACCGCUGUGGACAACACCGUCACGUCUGUGGAGCUGCCGCACAACAGCACGGAGCAUCUCCUGGAGGGGCUGCAGCCCGACACCAUCUACCUGCUCCGCAUGGCUGCAGCCACGCGGGUCGGGUGGUGCGAGCCCUCCGCCUGGACGUCGCAUCGCACACCCAAGAUCUCCAGCAAGAAAGUCCCUUCAGCCCCUAUUCUUCAGCUGGAGCCUCUCAACUGCACCUCCAUCGCGGCCCGCUGGCAGACCUCCGUAGACUCGGUGGCCGUUCAGGGUUUCAGGCUGUGCUACCACGAGGAAGGCCAGCCAGAGCAGCCCAGCGUCCCUCUGCCGUCUCACACCUAUACCUACACUAUAGCUGGUCUUGAUCCCAGGAGGAAAUAUCACGUCAAGAUUCUGGCUGUCAGCAGCUUUGGAGAUGGUUAUCAGACGGACCAGACCGUCAGCACGCCCGGAUGCUUGUCGGCAAGAGACCAGCUCGCCGUGGCUCCUCCCCCUCCACAUCAGGUAACCGUCCUGACCAGCACGUCCACCGCAGCGUCCCUACGUUGGAGUCAUCCCGCGUUCCCUCCGGGGAAGCCUGUUAGCUACACGGUGCGCUGUACUCCCGUGGGCACGCACAACGUCUCCGCCAUACGCUACCUGCAGAUUAACAAGCAGAGCGUGAUGGUUCAGGAUCUGAGUCCGAACACGCGCUAUGAGUUUGUGGUGCGUCUCCAUGUGGACCAGAUGUCCAGUCCCUGGAGUUCUGUUGUCUACCAUCAGACCCUGCCAGCAGCGCCUCGCCGCCCACCAGCCGGGGUGCGAGUAACGCUGAUCGAAGACGACACUGCGCUGGUGUCCUGGAGGGAGCCGAGCGAGCCCAACCUCUCGGUUACACACUACACCAUCCUAUACGCCCAACAAAAGUCCUGGAUGGCAGGACACUGGCAGGAACUAAAGAGAGAGGGAAGCCACACGAUGGCCCUGCUGGAGAAGCUGCAGCCGGGGAGUUCGUACCUGGUGAAGAUAUGUGCCUCUAACGGAGUAGGCGACGGGCCGUUCUCCGAGCCCGUGGAGCUGGCGCUGAGGCGAGGACACCGCAGCAAGAACCCCAGACACUCGGACCACGUCCCAGACGCUACAGUGUUCUCGGACGGUCUCUACCGCCUCGACCAGAGGUCUGUGACCGGGAUCAUGGUUGGUGUCAGCAUCGCCUUAACCUGCAUUGCCUUGUGUGCUUUAAUCCUGAUCAGCAAGGGUAGACCGAGAAAAUCCUGCAGCACCAAAGUCGUUGCUAUGGGAGCUGCUGAGGGUCCACAUGCUGGUUUGCCGUUGCCCCAUCCCUGCCACUCGGAGAAGGGGGAGGCUGUCAUACCUAUGAUGAACGCUCACUUCAUGGAUGCAAAGGGGGGGACCGAUAUGGUCAUAAGCCGGGCCGGUCCGGUCAGCAGCAAGGUUCAGAGCAAGAGGUGGCGGCUUUUCAAGGAAAAGCUGAGAAAUCCCCCCAAAAGUGACCUGGAAAGGAGAGCCAGCUUGUAUGAGACUGGCAAAACCGUCCUGAGAUACGACGAGCAUCUGGGCUCCGCCCCGCUGUCCCCGUCGUCCCAGGAGAUCAUCUACGGACCGCUUCACGUGGCGGGCUCUCGCGCCAGCGAGGGCAGUCAGGAGACGGGCGACUCCGGUCACUACUCCAACGAGGACAGCAACGAAGACAUGAGCAGCACAUCAACUAACCACAGCUCAAGAACUGAGUCUCUGGGGUCGGACAGCGGCACCGAAGACCCCAAGCAGUCUUGUAAGGUGGAGAAUGAGGAGCUGCAGAGCCGCCGCUUCCAUCGGUCGGCCAACGAUGCUUCCUGGCUCUGCCUCUCCUCCAAACACCAACAUCCUGCCCCACAAACUCCAGCAGCUGGCCUCUCGUGACAUCACCUGGCUCGUGUCUCUGCGCUCCAGCGGCUGAAGCGACGCCAUUUCUACCGUGUUCCCCUCCUGGCCCGGUGUUUAAAGACGAGGGCUCAGGAACAAGCUGCUGCAG